Molecule: messenger RNA, 1261 nt
Organism: Rubroshorea leprosula
Lineage: Eukaryota; Viridiplantae; Streptophyta; Magnoliopsida; Malvales; Dipterocarpaceae
Source: the annotation of a GenBank genome assembly
GAGCAACAGAGACUCACCAUUAAAACUUUGUCUUUGAUUGGAGAUUCAUAUUCGGCGAGCUGCAGAGAUUCGAUCAUUUUAGAGUUCCGGCCAGUGGUUUUUAGAAAAUGUUUUCUUCUAAUUACCUUCUAUUCUUUGAAAUAAUCAGGGGAAAUCAAGAUGGUAGGAUUUGGUGGGUUAUGGAUUGGACUGAAGAAAGCAAAACCAUUCUUGGCAAUGUCUACCGUCAUGCUAUUGCAUUUCUUGUCAUUGCUCCCUUUGCCUUUUUCCUCAAAAGGAACGUAAGGCCACAAUCAACCUUGCCUAUCUUUCUAAGGAUAAUGGCACUUGGAAUCCUUGAGCCAGUGCUAGACCAGAACCUCUACAAUGUGGGGAUUACACACACAUCAGCAACAAUGAGAGCCACCUUUGCCAAUAUGCUUCCUGUCAUUACUUUCAUACUCAUGAUAAUUUUCAGGCUAGAGAAGGUGAAUGUGAAAAAGUUUCAUAGCGUGGCCACGUCCUUCACACUAAAGAAGUACCCAGUAGCACUCUCUCUUGCAGCUCUAGUAUGCUUGAUGGGAAUAGUGGAAGGUGCUGUGGUGUCUCUUAUAUUUGAAAGAGACAUGAUUGUUUGGAGAGUUGGCUUCAAUUACAGGCUCCUUGUUGUUGCCUACUCUGGAGUGAUUUGCUCUGGACUUGCUUAUUACGUGCAAAGGGUUGUGAUUAAGGAAAGAGGUCCUGUUUUCACAACAUCGUUUAGUCCUCUGUCCAUGAUCAUCACUGUUGCUCUUGGGGCCAUUGUCUUGAAAGAAUUGGUCCACUUGGGAAGCAUACUUGGACCCAUUUUCAUAAUGAGUGAACUAUACAUAGUGGUGUGGGGCAAAAGCAAAGAGUCCCAAAGCACACUAGAACAAACAAACCAAGAAGUGCCUGCUGUUACAGCUACAAGCGUCAGUUCAUCAGAGGAAGAUGAAAUCAAAGAAUUGCCUGUUGAUCAUGGAGGCAUAGUCAAUGAUUCAGAAGGUGAAAUUCAAGAAUUGCCCGUUGAUUAAGGAGGCGUAGUCAAUGAUCCAGAAGGUGAAAUUCAAAGAAUUGCCCAUUGAUUAUGGAGGCGUAGUCAAUGAUCCAAAAGGCAAAAUACAAGAAUUGCCGUGUAAUCAAGGAUCCUGUUGCAAACAACUCUGUAUUGUAAUGUUGCAAAAGGCUAGCAUUGUUAUUUUCUAUUCUAAUACUCUUUCUUGAACUUAUGUAAUAGGGUGAAUGAAACAAAACUUACUUA